This is a messenger RNA of Rattus rattus (black rat), 1907 nucleotides long. Its product is annotated as zinc finger protein 431-like. The record is from RefSeq and is a predicted model, not a curated record. The transcript has 4 exons. NCBI's taxonomy places the organism in Eukaryota, Metazoa, Chordata, Mammalia, Rodentia, Muridae. Gene Ontology annotation, biological process: regulation of DNA-templated transcription. Bases 1 to 1551 code for a protein of 516 amino acids. Gene Ontology annotation, molecular function: RNA polymerase II cis-regulatory region sequence-specific DNA binding; DNA-binding transcription factor activity, RNA polymerase II-specific.
AUGCUUCUACAGUGCAAAGCGAGCCCCUUGCAGGCCAUGGGCGCUCAUGAUGCAGUGACCUAUGAGGAUGUGCACGUGAACUUCUCUCCAGAAGAGUGGGCUUUGUUGGAUCCUUCCCAGAAAAGUCUCUACAAAGAUGUGAUGGUAGAAACAUGCAGGAACCUCACUGCUAUAGGCUACAAAUUGGAAGACAGCAACAUUGAAGAACACUGUCAACGUUCUAGAGGACCUGGAAGGUAUAACAUUUGUCAUUGUGGAUAUGAGCCUAGCGAGCACUGGGGACAUGGCAAGAAGCAAUGUACCUUUGCACAUAAGAGUUUUCUUCAGACAUAUGAAAGAAUCAAUACGGAAGAGAAGCCCUAUAAAUGCAGUCAAUGCAGUAAAGCCUUUGCAAACUUCCGUAGUCUUCAAAAACAUGAAAAAAAUCAUACUAGAGAAAAGCCCUAUGAAUGUAGUCACUGUGGUAAAGCCUUCCCAAGUCGCAGUGCUCUUCAAAUACAUGAAAGAACUCAUACAGGAGAGAAACCUUUUGAUUGCAGUGAAUGUGGUAAAGCAUUUGCACGUCACAGCAAUCUUGAUAUACACAAAAGAACUCACACAGGAGAGAAACCCUAUGAUUGCAAUGAAUGUGGUAAAGCCUUUUCAACUCGCAGUCAUCUUCAAAUACAUGAAAUACUUCACACUGGAGAGAAACCCUAUGUAUGUAAUCAGUGUGGUAAAGCCUUUGCAUAUCGCAGUAAUCUUGAAGCACAUGAUAAAACACACACUGGAGAGAAGCCCUAUGAGUGUAAUCAAUGUGGCAAUGUCUAUGCAAGUCGUAGUAGUCUUCGAAAUCAUGAAAAACAUCAUACUGGAGAGAAACUCUAUGGAUGUAAUGAAUGUGGUAGAGCCUUUGCACGUCGCAGUAGUCUUGAAAUACAUGAAAGAACUCACACUGGAGAGAAACCUUAUGUAUGUAAUCAAUGCUGUAAAGCUUUUGCACGUCGUAGCAGUCUUCAAAUACAUGAAAGAACUCACACUGGAGAGAAACCCUAUGGAUGUAAUCAGUGUGGUAAAGCCUUUGCAAGUCGUACUAGUCUUCAAAAUCAUGAAAAACAUCAUACUGGAGAGAAACCGUAUGGAUGUAACCAAUGUGGUAAAGCCUUUGAAUUAAAGUGUGAUCUUCAAAUACAUGAAAGAACUCAUACUGGAGAGAAACCGUACAGAUGUAAUCAAUGUGGUAAAGCCUUUGUAAGUCGUCGUUAUCUUCGAAAUCAUGAAAAACACCAUACUCUUGAGAAACUCUAUGAUUGUAGUCAAUGUGGUAAAUCCUUUGCAAUUUUCAGAUAUCUUCAAAAACACAAAAAAACUCAUACUGGAGAGAAACCGUAUAAAUGUACUCAUUGUGGUAAAGCCUUCGCGUAUCGCAGUAAUCUUUAUAGACAUGAAAGAAGUCAUACUGGAGAGAAACUGUAUGAAUGUAAUGAAUGUGGUCAAGCCUUUGCAUAUUACACUAGUCUUCAUAAUCACAGAAAACGUCAUAUGGGAGAGAAUCCCCACGAGUGUAACUGAUGCAGUAAAGCUUUGUCACAUCAGUGUAAUCUUCAGUUCAUCACAGAACUCACACUGGAGAGAAACCCUAUGAUGAAAUCAAUGCGAUAAUGCCUCUGCAUCUUAGAGUCUUCUUCAAAGGCAUGAAAGAAUUCCUAUGGAGAGCAACACCAUGGAUCUAAUACAUGCAGUAAGGGCUUGAACACCAAGCACUUUUCUUUUGGUCACUAAGCCAUCUCACUGGUGCUCAUGUAUAAUUAAUAGAACCAUUUCAUCAUUAAAAUAUUGUCUUGUUUUCAAGUUGCAUACAACUUAUCAUCCAAGGAUAGAGGAACAUACAAUAUUUGAAUAAUAAAACUUUUUGCAAAUGAAAAUGA